Molecule: messenger RNA, 537 nt
Organism: Rotaria sp. Silwood1
Lineage: Eukaryota; Metazoa; Rotifera; Eurotatoria; Philodinida; Philodinidae
Source: the annotation of a GenBank genome assembly
AUGCAAUUCGAAGAAAGAACUGAGAAAGUACUUAUCACAGAUGGUCCUGAUUUACCUGCUCUUCAAUCAUUGUCACUGACUGAAGAUCCUCAAAUACAACGAACUCGCAAAAUUCUUUUAAUCAUACUUGGUGUCUUAUUUGCUCUUUCUGUUGUUGGUAUGCUAACUACAGCUUCCGAAAAUAGAAUAUGGAAUGGUAUACAAGAAACUUCUCGUGGUGUGUCAGUUGGUGAAUAUCUUAUUGUAGUUCUUCUCUACGGUUUUGGUAUAUUUGUCGCUUAUCGAUAUCAUGCAAUAGGUUUACAAGUGUUUGCUUGUCUGGAAAUAAUAUCACUUGCAAUGGUUGGUAUUACUAUUAUAAUAGCUUUCUUUUGGGGUCUAUCACCUUCAACUAGCGAGAAAUUUGCUUAUGAUCGUCAUAGGAGUGGUUAUAUGAAAGGUGCAUCAUCAAUUAUUUGGAUGAGUCUUCCAUUUGCAAUUGCUGUUUGCGUGCUGGAUGUAAGUCGUUUACUUCUAUUGAUGUCAUAUUUAUUCUAA